AUGGGUGGUGGUGACUUCAAGAAUAUUGAUAUCAGACUUCCUGCACUAAGCCACUAUACCCUACUCCAUAAAUACCUGUCCUUAGAACUACUAAAAGUGCCCCCUUGGGAACAUGCCAGACGAUUCAGAGAUCAUUCAACACCUAGAGUGCACACUCUGGCAGUACCUGGCACUGUGCUUGGGCCACGGUGUAAAGAUGAGCCUUCCAGCUACAUUUGCACAACCUGCAAGCAGCCCUUCAACAGCGCGUGGUUCCUGCUGCAGCACGCGCAGAACACGCACGGCUUCCGCAUCUACCUGGAGCCGGGGCCAGCCAGCAGCUCGCUCACGCCACGACUCACCAUCCCGCCGCCCCUGGGGCCCGAGGCCGUGGCCCAGUCCCCGCUCAUGAAUUUCCUGGGCGACAGCAACCCCUUCAACCUGCUGCGCAUGACGGGCCCCAUCCUGCGGGAGCACCCGGGCUUCGGGGAGGGCCGCCUGCCCGGCACGCCGCCCCUCUUCAGCCCGCCGCCGCGCCACCACCUGGACCCGCACCGCCUGAGCGCCGAGGAGAUGGGGCUCGUCGCCCAGCACCCCAGUGCCUUCGACCGAGUCAUGCGCCUCAACCCCAUGGCCAUGGACUCGCCGGCCAUGGACUUCUCCAGGCGGCUCCGCGAGCUGGCCGGCAACAGCUCCACGCCGCCGCCCGUGUCGCCGGGCCGCGGCAACCCUAUGCACCGGCUCCUGAACCCCUUCCAGCCCAGCCCCAAGUCCCCGUUCCUGAGCACGCCGCCGCUGCCCGCCAUGCCCCCGGGCGCCGGCACGCCGCCGCCGCAGCCGCCCGCCAAGAGCAAGUCGUGCGAGUUCUGCGGCAAGACGUUCAAGUUCCAGAGCAACCUCAUCGUGCACCGGCGCAGCCACACGGGCGAGAAGCCCUACAAGUGCCAGCUGUGCGACCACGCGUGCUCGCAGGCCAGCAAGCUCAAGCGCCACAUGAAGACGCACAUGCACAAGGCCGGCUCGCUGGCCGGCCGCUCGGACGACGGGCUGUCGGCCGCCAGCUCCCCGGAGCCGGGCACCAGCGAGCUGGCGGCCGAGGGCCUCAAGGCGGCCGACGGCGACUUCCGCCACCACCACCACCACCCGCACGAGAGCGACCCGUCGCUGGGCGCCGAGCCCGAGGAGGAGGACGAGGAGGAGGACGAGGAGGAGGAGGAGCUGCUGCUGGAGAACGAGAGCCGCCCCGAGUCCAGCUUCAGCAUGGACUCGGAGCUGAGCCGCAACCGGGAGAACGGCGGCGGCGGCGGCGUGGUCGCCAGCGCCACCUGCAGGGCGGCGGGGCAAGGACAGGCGCGGACCUUAGCGUACACGCAUGCGUAG
Molecule: messenger RNA, 1359 nt
Organism: Dipodomys ordii (Ord's kangaroo rat)
Lineage: Eukaryota; Metazoa; Chordata; Mammalia; Rodentia; Heteromyidae
Product: B-cell lymphoma/leukemia 11B-like
Exons: 3
Coding region: 1-1359 (452 amino acids)
Biological process (GO): positive regulation of transcription by RNA polymerase II
Cellular component (GO): nucleus
Molecular function (GO): RNA polymerase II cis-regulatory region sequence-specific DNA binding; DNA-binding transcription factor activity
Source: RefSeq, a predicted model, not a curated record